AAACAAAGCAGCAGAACUGGCUUUAGGUCCAGGGUUUAAUUUGAAGGGCCUUUAGUCUAUGGAUACCCAUGUUUCUCUUCAGCCCUCAGACAGGUUUACAGGCUUGUUUUUCAAGUUCUACCAAAAGUCUAUUCUGCGUUCCAGAUAAACUAGCCGCGUUGGUAGGAAAACCACUAGCACCCGGAAAUGCGCCACUUUCUUCGGGUUCCCAUAACAAGUCAAAGCCACCGGCAAGUUGGAAUGUGACUUAUCAGUUCAGAGACCGGUGUAAGAGUGGCUCGACAGGGCAACAUACGACCAUUUAGGCUACCUUUGGGCAGAAUCAGAGAUGGCCAGCCAGAGCGAGGUGAUUGACAGGUUGAGAGCUACUUUCCGGUCAGGCGUGACCUUUCCAGAGCAGUUCCGUAUGACCCAGCUCCAGAGCCUUCUCUCCCUGGUCGAAGAAAACGAGCAGCUGAUACAAGAUGCUCUCCACAAGGACCUCCAUAAGCCCAAGUUUGAGACGGUCCUGUCAGAGAUUCAGAUAACCCUGAAUGACCUGUACUUCGCCAUGGAACACCUCAGGACCUGGAUGCAGCCGGAAUACAACAUUGGCAAGAAUCUGGCCACUAGGAUGGAUGACUGUUUCAUACGCAGGGAACCCUUGGGGGUAGUUUUAAUCAUCGGGGCGUGGAACUACCCUCUCCAUCUUAUUCUCUUACCUUUGGUUGCUGCAAUUGCUGCAGGAAACUGUGCCAUUCUGAAGCCGUCAGAGAUCUGUCAGGCCACCGAGCAACUCCUGGCAGAACUCAUCCCCAAAUACCUGUCUCAGGACUGCUAUGCAGUACUAUGUGGUGGAGCAGAGGACACCAAGUCAUUGCUGAAGAAUAAAUUUGACCACAUCUUCUACACAGGUUCCCAGGUGGUGGCCCGCUCCAUCCUGCUAGCGGCGGCGCCUCACCUGACCCCCGUCACCCUGGAGCUGGGUGGCAAGAGCCCCUGCUUCAUCUAUGGCCAUAUUGACAUCCAGAAGGCCGCCAAGCGCCUGUGCUGGUCCAAGUUCUUCAACACUGGCCAGAGCUGUGUGGCACCCGACUACGUCCUCUGCACAGCCCAGACCCGGGAUGCCCUGCUGCCCGCUCUCCGGGAGACCCUGCGGACCUUCUACGGGCCGGACCCCGGAGCGAGCCUGGACAUGGGGCGCAUAGUCACCCCACGCCACUGGAGACGCCUGAUGGACAUGCUGGAGAAGUCCAAGGGGAAGGUGGUGAUCGGAGGGGAGAGCCGCGAGGAGGACAGGUAUAUUGCUCCCACAGUGCUGGUAGACGUACAGGAGUCUGAUGCUCUAAUGCAGGAGGAGAUCUUUGGCCCCAUCUUGCCCAUCCUAACCAUAGAGUCUCUGGAGGAGGGCAUAGACUACAUCAACCGCCAAGAGAAACCCCUGGCCCUCUACGUCUUCUCUGACGAGACCUCGGUGGUGACCACAGUGUUGAACAACACCAGUAGUGGUGGUUUCUGCGGCAAUGAUGGUAUAGUACACAUGGCCUUGCCAGGCCUGCCCUUUGGAGGAGUAGGUGCCAGUGGGAUGGGUAGCUACCACGGCCGCUGGGGCUUUGAGACAUUCAGCCACAGGCGGGGCUGUAUGAACCGGAGCUGGUUGCUGGAGAGGGUCAACGUCCUGCGCUACCCGCCCUACAGCGACUACAACCUGGGCUGGUUGCGCUGGGCCACCACCUUCAAGAAGAACAGCUGGGGAGGCUGCUCAGUCAUGUGAGAGUGGCACCCGGUGCGUGCCUGACUGUACUUCCAAAGCCGAUGGGCUUUUCUUAAAGGUCCAAUGCAGCCGUUUUUAUCUCAAUGUCAAAUCAUUUUGGGGUAACAAUUAAGUACCUUACUGUGAUUGUUUUCAAUUAAAAUGACCAACAAGUAACAUCUUCUUAGCAAAGAGCAAUUUCUCAAGCAACAAUUUAGCUAGGACUGCCUGGGAGUGGUCUGGGUGGGGAGGGGAAAACUAGCUGUUGUUGGCAGAGAGGUUUGGAUCUCUUAUUGGUCUAUUAACUAAUUUACCACCUGGAGUUGUCACCAGGCAUUCCAAGAGUCCCUUCCCACCUAAACGGGCUGAAAUUUCAUGCGUUUUUUAAAAAACUGCUCUUACACUAAAAGGAUAUUAUAAUUUUUCACAGUAUUAUUCCUACAUCAUAGUGUGGAAAUGUAUAAAACAAAGAAAUUAUUUUUUUGACUGCACUGGGCCUUUAAAGUAUCUGUACAGUGGUCCAGAUUUCUAUUAAAUAAUUUGCCUAAAAUUUAAAAAAUACAUAAGGAUGUUAAAAAACAGCUUUUCUCUGUGGCCUGAUUGGAAACAGUGGUUGGGUGUAUACUGGUAAACGAAAAAAAGCUGACAUGCCAGCUAAUUCAGUGAGAUGCACAAACACUUGGAUAUUCAAAUUGGCUACCAACUCCAUGUGGCUAGCACACUUGCCUUCUUUUUGGGGGGGCCUUGGCUGUGUAUACAUUGCCUGCCCUGUCCGCUAAGAAUCCAGAUCACGUUCUGCACAUGUUAUUUUAAGCACACUACAUAACUGCUGCUCACACUCCCCUUCCUUUAUGUUUCUCUUUACUCACCCUCUUCUGAACUAUGAUGAUGGUGCCUAUCUCUGCCUUAUGUUUCUGAACAGCUGAAAUAAAAUAAAAACUGCUGCAAUUUGA
Molecule: messenger RNA, 2685 nt
Organism: Salvelinus fontinalis (brook trout)
Lineage: Eukaryota; Metazoa; Chordata; Actinopteri; Salmoniformes; Salmonidae
Product: aldehyde dehydrogenase family 3 member B1-like
Exons: 10
Coding region: 329-1753 (474 amino acids)
Biological process (GO): aldehyde metabolic process
Cellular component (GO): cytoplasm
Molecular function (GO): aldehyde dehydrogenase (NAD+) activity
Source: RefSeq, a predicted model, not a curated record